Diorhabda sublineata is the source of this 1044-nucleotide messenger RNA. RefSeq names its product cathepsin L-like proteinase. Gene Ontology annotation, cellular component: lysosome. The coding region runs from base 74 to 1021 and encodes 315 amino acids. NCBI's taxonomy places the organism in Eukaryota, Metazoa, Arthropoda, Insecta, Coleoptera, Chrysomelidae. The record is from RefSeq and is a predicted model, not a curated record. Gene Ontology annotation, molecular function: cysteine-type endopeptidase activity. The transcript has 5 exons.
UUCAGACUUAUAAAAGUGGAGAGGCUUAAGUACUUAUAUUAUUUUUGUUUUUGGUUUGCUUAGAUUGAAGAGCAUGAAGUUCCUAUUUGCAGUUUCUAUUCUGGUUGCAACGACUACCGUCCUCGCAAGACACGAUUUGUGGGCUGAAUUCAAAGUCAAGUUUAACAGAGAAUAUGAACUGCUAGAGGAUAAACUUCGUUUCCAAAUUUUCCAAAAGAAUUUCCGAUUAAUCGAAGAACAUAAUGAUAGAUACGCGAAAGGGGAAGUUUCUUACUUUCUCAAAGUAACCAAAUUCGCUGAUUGGACGGAAGAAGAACUGUCUAAUAUGUUUAAACGACAAAGUGCUCUCAAACCCGAGAUUAAUAAUACUGGAAUCUUCAAAGCAAAUCCAAAUUUAAAAAUUCCCGAUUCUAUUGAUUGGAGGGAGUCAAAUGCAGUUUUACCCGUAAGGAAUCAAGGUAUUUGCGGAGCUUGCUGGAGUUUCAGUACCACUGGUUGUCUUGAGGGUCAGCUUGCUAUAAACAAAAAUCAACAAAUUGCCUUGAGUGAACAAGAAUUAAUUGACUGCUCUGAAAACUAUACAAAUACUGGAUGCUCUGGUGGUGAUCAAUAUGUUUCUUUUGAAUACAUUCGUGACCAUGGUCUUAGUUCUGAAUCAGAUUAUCCAUAUAUUGAACGAGAUGGAAAUUGUCAGAAUAAAGAAAAAGUUAUCAAGACGUUGUCUCAAAUUCAACGCGUUGCACAGGAUGAUAACAGUCUGGCACAAGCUAUUGCUACUAUCGGACCCAUUUCAGUUUCUGCCGAUGCCUCAAUUUGGUUGUUUUAUGGAGGAGGUAUAUUUGAUUCCAGUUUAUGUGGUACUGAUAUCAAUCAUGCUAUUUUAGCGGUUGGUUAUACACAGGAUUACUGGAUAAUCAAAAAUUCUUGGGGUACGGAAUGGGGAGAAAAUGGUUAUAUAAAUGUAAGACGUGGUAAAAACAUGUGCGCAAUUGAAUUGGACAAUUCCUAUGCUCUAUUGUAAAAUUAAAAUGAUUAUGAAGAAAA